CUCUCUCUGUCUUUUUUUAAAACAAUGUCACUACGAAAUAUUAUAAAGCCAUUUUUUAGAGUUCCCUUAUAUAGAAAUCGGUUUGUUUUAUCUUCGUCAUUCAAUACCACUCUCUCCAGACAACAAGCAUUCCGUUAUUACUCAAAACCUACCUUGUCAGGACAACAACAAGUAGCAGAAACUACAACGAAACCUGUUGCAGAAGGAAAACUGAAGCAAUUGGCCAAAAAAUAUGGACCUGCAGGUGUUCUUGUUUAUCUCGGUAUUGGUGCUGUUGACCUCGGAUUCACUUUUGCAGCUAUUCAAUUACUUGGAUCUGACAAGGUGAAACUUUUAGAAAAGGGAAUCAAGGAUACAUACCAGGAAACAAAGGAACGUUUCGGUUUCAAAACAACCACAACUACUGUAAAUAAGACGGAACAACAUGUAGAGACUAACGAUGUCAGCAACAACAACAACAACAACAACAACAAUAAGAUGGAUUCAACUGAUGACGAACAAGCUUCCUUGACAUCUAUCUUUUUAUUAGCUUAUGGAAUUCACAAGACUUUACUAUUACCUGUUCGAUUGGCCAUUACAACUGCGAUCACUCCUGCUGUUGUACGCAAGAUUCAAGCUUGGGGUUGGGCUAAAUAUGCUCCUCGGCUACUGGGUGGUACUUCUGUUUCUACUGUUGCUUCAUCAAAGAGGGUCUAGGACAACUAGUAUUCUUUUUUUUUUUUUUUUGUACACCCAUUAUUAUAGAAUAUUUAAUUCUCUUCUCAUAUUACCAUCAUACCAACUUGUUUUAUUAUUGUAUUUAUUUAUCAUAUAUAUUUAUUACUAUCAUCAUCACACCCUUCUCUUAGUAUCAUAUUUCAAGUCAUC
Molecule: messenger RNA, 867 nt
Organism: Halteromyces radiatus
Lineage: Eukaryota; Fungi; Mucoromycota; Mucoromycetes; Mucorales; Cunninghamellaceae
Exons: 1
Coding region: 25-696 (223 amino acids)
Cellular component (GO): mitochondrion
Source: RefSeq, a predicted model, not a curated record